AUGGCGGAAAACAAAGGAGGCGGCGGCGGCGGGGAGGGGGCUGCCGAGGCCGGGCCGGGCGGCGGCGGCGCUUUGGAGCCCGCGGCCGCGUCCCCCUCGGGCGCGGCGCCGCCCGCACCCUCCGCGGCGCCUCCCGAGGAACGGGAGAGCCCGGGCGCGGCGGCGGCGGCGGAGCGCGGUGUCGGGGAGGCCGAGGCCGAGGCGGGGCCCGGGGUGGUUCCGGGGCCGGGCCCCAGCCCGGUUCCCCCGCUGACGCCGGCGGUGCCGGGGCCUUUCUCGCUGCUGGACACCUGCGCCGUGUGCGCGCAGAGCCUGCAGAGCCGGCGCGAGGCUGAGCCUAAACUGCUGCCCUGCCUGCACUCCUUCUGCCGCCGCUGUUUGCCCGAGCCCGAGCGGCAGCUCAGCGUGCCUGUGCCCGGCGGCGCCAACGGCGACGUGCAGCAAGUUGGGGUAAUCAGAUGUCCAAUAUGCCGCCAAGAAUGCAGGCAGAUAGAUCUGGUGGAUAACUACUUUGUGAAAGACACAUCAGAAACACCGAGCAGCUCUGAUGAGAAAUCAGAACAGGUGUGCACAAGCUGUGAAGACAACGCUAGUGCUGUGGGAUUUUGUGUAGAAUGUGGGGAAUGGUUGUGCAAGACUUGCAUAGAAGCUCAUCAGCGAGUAAAAUUUACUAAAGAUCAUAUGAUCAGAAAAAAAGAGGAUGUAUCUUCAGAGGCCGUGGGAGCAUCUGGUCAACGUCCUGUUUUCUGUCCUGUCCACAAACAAGAGCAGUUAAAACUUUUCUGUGAAACAUGUGACAGGCUGACAUGCAGAGACUGUCAGUUACUGGAACACAAAGAACACAGGUAUCAGUUUCUAGAAGAAGCUUUCCAGAACCAGAAGGGUGCGAUUGAGAACCUGUUGGCCAAACUUCUUGAGAAGAAGAAUUAUGUCAAUUUUGCAGCUACACAAGUUCAAAACAGGAUAAAAGAAGUAAAUGAAACUAACAAACGAGUAGAACAGGAAAUCAAAGUGGCUAUAUUCACCCUCAUCAAUGAAAUCAAUAAAAAGGGCAAAUCUCUCCUACAGCACCUUGAGAAUGUAACGAAGGAAAGACAGAUGAAGUUAAUACAACAGCAAAAUGACAUCACUGGUCUUUCUCGACAAGUGAAGCAUGUGAUGAACUUUACUAAUUGGGCUAUUGCAAGUGGCAGCAGUACUGCUUUGCUGUACAGUAAACGGCUGAUAACAUUCCAGUUACGACAUAUUUUGAAGGCACGUUGUGAUCCUGUCCCAGCUGCCAACGGAGCAAUUCGCUUUCAUUGUGACCCCACGUUUUGGGCAAAGAACGUUGUCAAUUUAGGUAACCUUGUUAUUGAAAAUAAGCCAGCUCCUAGUUACACUCCUAAUGUAGUGGUUGGACAAGCUCCUCCGGGGACAAACCACAUCAACAAAGCUCCAGGACAAAUCAAUCUAGCACAGCUUCGACUUCAGCACAUGCAGCAGCAGGUGUAUGCACAAAAGCAUCAGCAAUUGCAGCAGAUGAGGAUGGGACAGCCAUCUGGGUCAGUUCCCAGACAAACCAACCCUCAAGUCUUACAGCAGCAGCCUCCCAGGUUGAUCAGCAUGCAGACCAUGCAGAGAGGUAACAUGAACUGUGGGGCUUUCCAAGCACAUCAGAUGAGAAUGGCUCAGAAUGCUGCUCGUAUACCAGGAAUACCACGCCACAAUGGACCACAAUACUCCAUGAUGCAACCUCACCUUCAAAGACAACAUUCUAACCCUGGGCAUGCGGGGCCUUUUCCAGUUGUUUCUGUGCACAACAACACUAUUAAUCCAACUAGUCCUACUACAGCAACAAUGGCAAGUGCAAACCGUGGCCCAACCAGUCCGUCUGUUACAGCAAUCGAACUCAUUCCUUCCGUAACAAAUCCAGAGAAUUUACCUUCCCUGCCAGAUAUCCCACCCAUCCAGCUUGAGGAUGCUGGUUCAAGUAAUUUGGAUAACCUUUUAAGCAGAUAUAUCACAGGCAGCCAUCUACCCCCACAACCCACAAGUACCAUGAAUCCUUCCCCAGGACCUUCAGCUCUAUCUCCAGGGUCAUCAGGUUUAUCCAACUCCCACACUCCUGUGAGGCCACCUAGUACCUCCAGCACAGGAAGCAGAGGAAGCUGUGGCUCCUCAGGCAGAACUGCUGAGAAAACUAGUGUUAACUUCAAGUCUGACCAGGUAAAAGUCAAGCAAGAGCCGGGGACAGAGGAAGAGAUAUGCAGUUUCUCAGGAACAGUAAAGCAGGAGAAAACAGAGGAUGGCAGAAGGAGUGCUUGCAUGCUUAGCAGUCCUGAGAGCAGCUUGACACCACCACUGUCCACUAACUUGCAUCUGGAAAGUGAAUUGGAAGCCUUAGGAAGUCUGGAAAAUCACGUAAAAACUGAGCCAGGAGACUUGAGUGAAAGCUGCAAACAGUCUGGGCAUGGCCUUCUCAAUGGAAAAUCCCCCAUGCGGAGCCUAAUGCACCGAUCAGCUAGAACUGGAGGAGAAGGCAGUAAUAAGGAUGAUGAUCCGAAUGAAGACUGGUGUGCUGUAUGCCAAAACGGAGGAGAUCUGUUAUGUUGUGAAAAGUGCCCCAAAGUGUUUCACCUGACUUGUCAUGUUCCAACACUCCUCAGCUUUCCGAGUGGAGACUGGAUAUGUACAUUCUGCAGAGAUCUAAGCAAACCAGAAGUAGAAUAUGAUUGUGACAACUUGCAACACAGCAAGAAAGGGAAAACAGCACAAGGCCUGAGUCCUGUGGACCAAAGGAAAUGUGAACGUCUCCUGCUUUACCUGUAUUGUCAUGAGCUGAGCAUUGAAUUUCAGGAGCCAGUCCCAGCCUCGAUACCAAACUACUACAAAAUAAUAAAGAAGCCAAUGGAUUUAUCUACAGUGAAAAAGAAACUGCAAAAGAAGCAUUCUCAGCAUUACCAAACUCCCGAGGACUUUGUGGCUGAUGUCAGGUUGAUCUUCAAGAACUGUGAAAGGUUUAAUGAAAUGAUGAAAGUUGUUCAAGUUUAUGCAGAAACACAAGAGAUUAAUUUGAAGGCUGAUUCAGAAGUAGCACAGGCAGGGAAGGCAGUUGCAUUAUACUUUGAAGAUAAACUUACAGAGAUCUACCCAGACAGGACCUUCCAGCCUUUGCCUGAAUUUGAGCAGGAAGAGGAUGAUGGUGAAAUAACUGAGGACUCCGAUGAAGAUUUUAUACAGCCACGUAGGAAACGCCUAAAAUCAGAUGAGAGACCAGUGCAUAUAAAGUAAUCUAAUUAUAUGGACCUUGAAUUUAUUGUAAAAACUGUUAUUUAAGUGUUCCUGGAAUAUUACCAUGCCUAUGGUGGCCGUCUUGAAGAAGCUGAUAGCUUUUUAAACAGUAUUAGAGUACAAAAACACUUGUACAGAAAGGUAUUCUCAUCAGAAGGGGAAAAAAUUUAUUGUAAAUUUUUGAUGGUUUUUUCUUUUUUUUUUUUUUUUUUUCCCUUGGCUAUUUUCUAUUUCCUUUCUCUUCCUGAUGGAGGGGACACAAACUCAUCCUGGUCUCAGAUAGAGGUGGAUGAAUGUUGAAGAGAAGCAGAUUUGAAAAGAGAUGUUCCAUGUACAGAUGAGACGGCUUAGUAAAAUGUUGUGCAGGACUGGACCAAUACAGUUGCUUUGUGUUACUUUCAUGCUGGACUAUCAUGUAAAACUGUAAGCAAUUUUCCCCAGAUCCCCUCUUUGUGUGAACUGAAAUGCGUGUUGGGUCAUUGCUUUCAUCAUCUCAUUUAAAUGCUGUUGUGAAUAACUGAUCUUCCGUGUUGAUCCAGUUACCUAAAUUUGACUUUCUUUACUACAUUUUGUGUACAGCAAAAGAAAAAACAAAACAAAACAAAACAAACCAUCAUUAAACUGUUCUGCAUUGGCGACUGUA
Centrocercus urophasianus (Greater sage-grouse) is the source of this 3916-nucleotide messenger RNA. RefSeq names its product tripartite motif containing 33 (gene TRIM33). Bases 1 to 3273 code for a protein of 1090 amino acids. Gene Ontology annotation, molecular function: zinc ion binding; protein binding. Lineage: Eukaryota; Metazoa; Chordata; Aves; Galliformes; Phasianidae. The transcript is spliced from 20 exons. The record is from RefSeq and is a predicted model, not a curated record.